UGGGACAUUCCACAGCAGGAUUCAGACUGUCUGAUCUGAUGGAAAAACUGGGAAAACAGGACUGAUUCACUAAAACACUGCACUUGUUUUCCCAGAUGGUUUUCUUAAGAUACAACUGCCUAAGUAGUUAAUGCUGCCUUAAAUUCUUUGGUAAGGUUCUCACAGCUUCUUCUGCAUUAGACUCUAUAACAAAUAGAAUUUUACAAGGUAAUCAAAUAGAAAGGCAGUCUAGGCCACAUGAACCACUCUCAAGAUACACAUUUGCCACUACUAAGUUUAACAAGUUAUCUCUUCAUACACACUUAAUUGGGUAUCAGAAAUAUUUCUGAAAACUACUGAAAGCUGUGCUGCUGCACAGCACCACAAAGCUUCUGCCAUUUUGCUAUGAGUGGGACUUUGGUACUGACAGCAGUGGAUAAAACCAGCCUUGAAAUCCCUCAGCAACCCAAUUUAACUGCUUGGGAGAUGUGCCCCAGCCAGUUGCAUCCCAGCUAAGCCAGGCACAGGCAGAAUGGCCUGGCCCGGCUGUCACACACUGAGAGAGGGCAGGAAGGAGGUACAAGCAGCCCUAGGCAAUCCAUGUUUCCAGGUGGUGGCUACCGCAGUCAAGAAUCCUCUGAUUAUAUUUUAUCAUGCUUGCAUUUACAGGUGACUGGGAAGAAGGUGGAUGAUAAAGAGACUGGCAGCUUCCUCCCUGAGGACUUCAAGAAUGGAGAGUAUGAAGCUGCUGUAAGGUUAGAGAAGCAGGAGGACCUAAAGACAGUCCCUGAGCACUCCUUGGCCCGAGGUCAUCUGGAUUAUGAAAAGGAGAAUAAACUAGAAGCAGAGCUGAAGAAGAAGAAAUUACAGGCCAGGUCAAAACUUGAAAAUUUGGAGGAUCUUGAAAAAAUUAUUGAGCUGAAGAAGAAGAAAAGAUGCAAGAAAGUGAAAGCUCCUGUUUUAAAGAAGCCUGAACCAGAAGUUAUUACAGGACCUGUGGAUAUUCCCACAUUCUUCAAAGCUGCACUGGAGAAUAAGUUGCCAGUAAUUGAAAAAUACCUGUCAGACAAAGGGGAUCCAAAUGUCUGUGAUAAGUUCAAACGCACUGCGCUGCACAGGGCGUGCUCUGAAGGACAUCUAGAGGUGGUGAAGAAGCUGGUGGAAGCUGGAGCCCAGCUUGAACAGAAAGACAUGCUUCAUUCUACAGCUCUGCACUGGGCAUGCCGGGGUGGAAACCUGGACGUUCUGAAAUUCCUACUGGACAAAGGGAUAAACAUAAAUGCAAGAGAUAAGCUGCUCAGCACGCCCCUGCACGUGGCUGUUCGGACAGGUCGCUACGACUGCGGGGAGCACCUCAUCGCCUGCGAGGCCGAUCUCAACGCCAGGGACCGGGAAGGGGACACGCCAAUGCACGACGCCGUGAGGCUGAACCGCUACAAAAUCAUCCGGCUUCUGAUCCUGCACGGAGCAGAUCUGACUCUAAAGAACUGCGAAGGGAAAACUCCUAUGGAUCUUGUCCUUCAGUGGCAGAAUGGCACCAAAGAGAUAUUCAACAGCCUGAAAGACAAUUCCAAAAAGAAUGCCCGUCUAGGUAAAUUCUGAGGAGAGAAACCAGACCACGCCCUUUUGCUGCUUUGAAAUGCUGCCCACAAACCUGGAUGAAAAUGUCCUUGAACAUCUAUUGAAAAUAUUUAUUGUACUGGAUUAUUUGUGGUGCCUUCACUGAAACUGCAAGAAACCUACAAAGAAAUUAUUUUAAAAGACAGGUUGAGUGUUAAAAUUCCACUAGUUCUAAAAUGGCUUUAUUUAUUUCUAUUUAUUAUUUAUUUAUUUAAAAGUAAUUUUUAAUUAUGUUAUUUAAGCUUUUUUUUAUAGGUGCAAUUGGUCUAAAUGCAAUUUUUGCCAGCAACAUAAAUCCUUUGGUCUUAAAUGGCAGAAUUUUCAACUGUAGUAGCAAGUUUUCUCAAGCCUUCCAAUAGCUCUAAAUAGCAAAUACUUGCAGCUGUUGCCUUGUCUCACUGCUAAAAUAACCUGUGAAUGGAGUGGUGGUAUGUGGAAGAGCACUGGAAGGAGGUGUACUGAGGUGCCAAGAGGAUUUAAUGAAGCAGUCGAGUAAUGGUGUUUACCCAGGGUUUGGCAAUCAUGGUUGAUAACGAGCUCGAGGACAGAGCUCCAACCACCAUGUACCCCUUUGGGCUGAAGGAUUCAGAUUUAAUGUUGUGAAGGUCAGAGGAGACUGUAUCAGGGAAGUGAAUUUUUUAAAAGCCAGACUACUACAAAGUAUGAUGAUAGAAGAAUGCAAAAUCAGAUUAUGUAUAUUUGUAAAUUUGUACUGCUUUUUCUGUACAUUUUGAACUGAUCCAUUUCAGAUUAAAUUAACUGAGUGGUUCUUUU
Messenger RNA from Melospiza georgiana, 2373 nucleotides. RefSeq names its product ankyrin repeat domain 1 (gene ANKRD1). The transcript is spliced from 8 exons. Gene Ontology annotation, cellular component: nucleus. Lineage: Eukaryota; Metazoa; Chordata; Aves; Passeriformes; Passerellidae. Bases 580 to 1581 code for a protein of 333 amino acids. Gene Ontology annotation, biological process: regulation of transcription by RNA polymerase II. The record is from RefSeq and is a predicted model, not a curated record. Gene Ontology annotation, molecular function: RNA polymerase II-specific DNA-binding transcription factor binding.